AUUCCAUUUUACUUUUAAAUAGUUUUUCAUAUUUCCCAUUCUUGACCUGGAGGUGGUGUUCAUCAAAAUAUUCAUUCCUUUUAUUACUCACCAGAGGGCCUUUUAGUUGACCUUAUAUUAUCUUUAGUAACCAUGGUUACCUAGUUACCUGGUUACCUGGUUACCUUAUAUUAUCUUUAGUAAUUGCAUAUUGACCUAUUUCGGUUCUCCACGAUCGACAUUGAUUACUUUAACCGGUUGUUUCAUUUGUAUCCACCUGGUUACCUGGUUACCUGGUACCCACCUACCACUUCUGCAUGAUCUGGUUGUUUCACUUGUAUAAACCUACCAAUUACUUUCUUACUUCUACAUAAUCUGGUGGAUUCGUGUAGUAUUAUUGAGUUUCACGAUUUGAUGUUUCUUUCAUUCAAAUUUCUGAUUGUUUCUGAAUAGACUCAGUAGAAAUUUCGAUAAGUUAUUCAGCUAUCUAUUUCCAUUAGAAUCUUUCCUCACUGAGUCUGAAAGAAUUACUUUUACAUAGUUACACAGUACUUCUACCUUUCUACAUAGUUUUUCCUAUUCUUGACCAGAAGAUGGCGUUUAUCUCUGGAGUUUUUAGUGCUUACCCACAAAACUUCAUCAACAAAGAGGACCUCUUGAGACUUUUCGAGCAUGAAUCCUUUAAUUACAACCAAGAGAAACUGCAGAAAAUUAAGAAGAUUAUAUUCUCAAUGAAUAUGGAGGGGAGACCUACAUGUGUUAACUUUAAGCAGUUUUGGGAGGAUCUGGACGAAGAUAAAUGUCCGUGUACGAUAGAAAGACCCAGUCCCGAGAAUCUCUUCAGAGGAGCUUCCUUUAAUCCCAGUAUGGGGGACAGGGCUAUUAUUUGGGAGUCAGCAGUGAAGGAGCUAGCACUGAGAGCCGCAAAAGGACUGAUAGCCAAAACUAAAACCAGUCUGAGUGAUAUUGACUGCGUUAUCACAAACACAUCCAGCGGAGUGAUGCUGCCUAAUUUGAGCACUUGGUUACCUCAACAAUUAGGACUCACCAACACCAAGUGUAACUACUCGCUAGAUAACACGGGUUGCGGAGGUGCUAUCACGUGUCUAGAUGUUGCUAGAUCUACUGUCCUCUCCAACAGAGCUGACUGCGUCCUGAUCCUCACGGUGGACUGUGCCAGCACUCACAUGAACACUGACCAGGACCUGGACAUUGAGGGGAUUCUACCUAACCUGCUGUUCGGGGACGGAGCUGCAGCCGUGCUGGUCACUAACCAGGAAGAACGUGGUGCCUGGAAGAUAAACGAACCUAACUGUAUUCUGAUGGAGAAGGAAACCUGCAACUUGAUCAAUAUGCGAGUAAAAGAGACUGGUUACUAUCUUAACCUCUCUAAAGAUCUAGUACCCAGUCUCCACAAGGGGAUAUCUGAACAGUGGGGAGGUGUUUUGAAGAGCCUGACAAACACAUCAGAUCCAGCUGAGUUGGAGUGGCUGAUACAUCCUGGAGGGAAAGCUAUCCUGGAUACGUUUACAAGACUAAGUCCGCCUCUUACAGAACACUCUAUACGUCACUCUCUGCAAGUUAUGAGAGAGAAGGGUAACCUGGUAUCCGCUACUCUUAUAUUUGUACUGGAGCUCAUGCUCAAUCAGCCAGAGAAGGACUCAGCUUGUCUUGUAGGACCUGGUCCAGGUCUGGAGAUCAAGUUCCUGUCUAUAGAGCGGGUAUCCUAGUUACCUGGUUACCUGGUUACCUGGUUACCUGGUUACAUGGUUACCUGGUUACCUGGUUACCUGGUUACCUGGUUACCUGGUUACCUGGUUACCUGGUUACCUGGUUACCUGGUUACCUGGUUACCUGGUUACCUGGUUACCUGGUUACCCGGUUACCCGGUUACCUGGUUACUUGGUUACUUGGUUACUUGGUUACCUGGUUACCUGGUUACCUGGCUACCUGAUUAACUGGUUACCUGGUGACCUGGUUACCUGGUAACCUGGUUACCUGGUUUCCUUGUUACCUGGUUACCUGGUUUCCUGGUUAUCUGGUUACCUGGUUUCCUGGUUACCUGGUUACUUGGUUACUUGGUUACCUGGUUACCUGGUUAAUUGGUGACCUGGUUACCUGGUUUCCUGGUUACCUGGUUACCUGAUUACCUGGUUACCUGGUUACCCUGUUACUUGGUUACUUGGUUACUUGGUUACCUGGUUUCAUGGUUACCUGGUUACUUGGUUACCUGGUUACCUGGUUACCUGGUUACCUUGUUACCUGGUUACCUGGUUUCCUGGUUACCUGGUUUCAUGGUUACCUGGUUACCUGGUUACCUGGUUAACUGGUUUCCUGGUUAUCUGGUUACCUGGUUACCUGGUUACCUGGUUACUUGGUUACUUGGUUACCUGGUUACCUGGUUACUUGGUUACCUGGUUACCUGGUUACCUGGCUACCUAGUUAACUGGUUUCCUGGUUAUCUGGUUACCUGGUUACCUGGUUACCUUGUUACAUGGUUACGUUGUUGCCUGGUUACCUUGUUGCCUGGUUACCUUGUUGCCUGGUUACCUUGUUACCUGGUUACCUGGUUACCUGGUUACCUGGUUACCUGGUUACUCAGAAGUAGAGAAUAUUAGUUUAUUAGCUCACGUUAAAACAAUAGGAGUCUUUAGUAGAUAGUUGUAAUACCUUAUCGGUCAUAAUUAAUAUCACGGACAAGUUUUUCACGGAUUAAAUUUUUCACGGACAUAAUUAUUCACGCUCAUGACCGCCCAAAAGUGCCCAAAACAUUGUGAACAUUUUUGGUGAUUUUUAUUAAGUGUUUUACUCUUUUUCUGAACUCUGGAAUGUGACUGAGGACUGAGGAUUGAAUAUAUUUUUCCUAGUAUACUAAUAAGCUAAUAUAGUAAUCGGCUACACACAUAAAUCUACAUUUUACUCACACUAAAAUUAAUGGAAAUAAUUACCGGACUUUAUUAUUCACGGACCUAUACCACAGACAUUCACGCUAAGGUAUUCGGCGUGAAAGUAAUGUCCGUGAUAAUUAUGACUGAUAAGGUAUUAGCUGCAUUUAGUAGAUAGUUGUGUUGGGAAUAUUAGUUUAGUAAGAAUAGUAGAAAUCCCAAUCUUUAAUUGAUAUUUUUAGACUUUUGGGUUCAGAUCACAAUUAUGCUUCCAUGAUUUUCUGUGUUUUAAAUGGUAUACUUUUAAUUAACCAAAGAAAUUUUAGUCUUUGUUUUAGCGUCCUUCGAUACUUAAUCUUGCAACUUAUAUCGAAUAUUUUAAAGUUUUAACUUCCUUAUCAAAUUUACAACUGAAUAAAACAAAUUGAGUUGUAAAAACAGUCCAGAGACUACAAAUGUACUGAUUUUGAAUAAGAAUCAUAUUCGCACAUUUAGAAUUUAUACCCUACAAGUAUCGGGGUGGGUAAUGGGUAUGUACAUUAAUCAGUUUUUUACCGCAAACGU
Molecule: messenger RNA, 3428 nt
Organism: Bolinopsis microptera
Lineage: Eukaryota; Metazoa; Ctenophora; Tentaculata; Lobata; Bolinopsidae
Exons: 3
Coding region: 573-1709 (378 amino acids)
Biological process (GO): polyketide biosynthetic process
Molecular function (GO): acyltransferase activity, transferring groups other than amino-acyl groups
Source: RefSeq, a predicted model, not a curated record